Molecule: messenger RNA, 243 nt
Organism: Alternaria ethzedia
Lineage: Eukaryota; Fungi; Ascomycota; Dothideomycetes; Pleosporales; Pleosporaceae
Exons: 2
Coding region: 1-243 (80 amino acids)
Source: RefSeq, a predicted model, not a curated record
AUGGGUCUCAUUGAGAAGAUGCAAGCUCGCCUCGAGCUCUACCGCCUCGAACAGCGUUACACACGUCGCGAGAAGCGCACGACCUUUAUCAGCGAAGCGCAAUACGUUGACGGCGAGUACGUCUAUGCCUCGGCUCCUUCCUCGGCAAACUCGUCCACCACCUCAAGUAGCAAGCGCUUCAGCAAGAUGCCUUCCACUAUACGGAUAAAGGAACUGAGCCGUAUGGGAACUGGACGGUCAUAG